This is a messenger RNA of Galendromus occidentalis (western predatory mite), 621 nucleotides long. RefSeq lists its product as uncharacterized. Lineage: Eukaryota; Metazoa; Arthropoda; Arachnida; Mesostigmata; Phytoseiidae. The coding region runs from base 1 to 621 and encodes 206 amino acids. The record is from RefSeq and is a predicted model, not a curated record. The transcript is spliced from 4 exons.
AUGGAAGUCAGAAGCUUGCGAAACAAUCUUGGAGUCCUCAAACUACUCUUGAGUCAACUGUGCAUCGACUUGAAAAACGUAGGAAUUUCUCAAGGGAAAUUGACGUCCCUUAAAACUCAUUCAUAUCCGAAGGUAUCCGAAACAGGUAUCAAGUACUCGGCAGGUGUUUCCAGAUGUUUUGAGAUCCUUGCUCUGAUAGCCGCCGAGGUUCCUGCGGUGGAGGAUUUGCUCUUCAAACUUGUGCAGCUCACCGUGAAAAAGAAAGUGCCGACUGCGAGCGAAGCACACCGUCAAUACGUGGCUUGGCAUGCCGGUCUGCUCAGCACGAACUGCCCUCGCUUGGCAUUGAGGCUCUUGAAAUUUCUCUUGUCGGAGUUUUGUGCGAUACUCGUUUCGUUGCAUCAGAAUCCAGAAAAAUACGCCUCUCAUAGACCUGUCAGUUUUUUCCUUUCGAAUCUUAUCCUGGAUAUCCUGUUACACCUACCUAAGGGUUGCGGACAUAGUCUUAUGAGCAUUGCUAACGAUUUGAGAAAUAUUCCGACGAAUACGCACCUUCUGGGCCUCGCGAAGCAAGAUAUCGUAGAUCAUGUGGACUUUAGGCUACAGCCCUACAAUAGAUGA